AAACAUUUCCUGAUGGAAAGCUCAAUAAAGUUCGUCCCUGAUGAACGCUAGGAAACGGAAACUCUAGAUUUGUGAAUACAUAAGAUUCAUCGUUUGAUAGUUGGGUGUGUGUCUUGAAGAGCAGUGAUAGCUGAUCCGUGCCAUGUACACAUCAUGUCAAUCAACAUAGUCAAGCUAUUGAGGGGUUCAAACAGUAUGGAUGCUGAGAGGGUGAAGGCGGCUGCGAAGAACCAGCCCUCUCUGAACCAGGGAGCAUCCUCCUCCAGCAGCCAGGCAACAGCCAACCAGACACCUGCAGCCCCACGCGCAUCUCCAGCCCAUCAGCCUCAGGGAAGCACACCUGGAGGACCUCCAGCAUCUCCGGCGGCCUUGGGGACAUCAGCUGCUGCUGCUGCUUCCAACACCUCCCCAGCAGUGAUACCUCCCCACGCUGCAUCUAUUGCAAAUCGAGAUAGUGGUGUCAGCCUGUCCGCCAGCAGCACCGUAGGUGACACUUCCAAUGUGCGUAGUGCCAAUGCAUUGAAGUCUGUUUUACAGGACUCUUCGCCUCCACCUCUGCCACUUCCUGUCUCUUCAACAAUUGCUUCUCCUCAGCCUCAGAAUCAAGCUUCAGUCCCCUAUAACUGGCAGGCCACAAAACCGUCAGUAAAAGAAAGGCUGGCUUUCUUAUUCAACAAGGACGUAAUGUCUGAUAUUCGAUUCCUGGUAGGAAAGCCGCCAAAUGUUCAGACAAUUCCAGCUCAUAAGUUUGUCUUGUCGGUUGGAAGUGCUGUGUUUGAUGCCCUCUUCAAUGGUGGAAUGGCAACAUCAGACAGCGUAAUUGAAAUCCCAGAUGUUGAACCCGCUGCUUUCCUGGCUUUGCUGAAAUUCUUGUACUCUGAUGAGGUUCAGAUUGACCCAGAAACAGUCAUGACAACUUUGUAUACGGCUAAAAAGUAUGCCGUGCCUGCUUUGGAAAGGGCUUGUGUGGACUUUCUUAAAAGAAACUUGAGUAGUGACAAUGCCUUUAUGUUGCUCACCCAGGCACGACUUUUCGACGAGCCACAACUUGCAGCUCUGUGUCUCGAAACCAUUGACAAGAACACGACGGAAGCUCUGUCCGCUGAUGGGUUUACCGAUAUUGAUCAUGACACACUGUGUGUGGUGCUGGAGAGAGACACGUUAGGGAUAAGGGAAUGCAAACUGUUUUCAUCAGUAUGCCGCUGGGCAGAAGCCGAAUGUGCCAGACUGAAUCAGCCUCCGAGUCCACAGAACCAGAGAAGAGUCCUCAGCAGGUCCUUGAGGCUGAUCCGCUUCCCUCUGAUGACUGUAGAGGAGUUUGCAAUGGGAGCUGCACAGAGCGGGAUUCUUGAAGAUCGGGAAGUGGUGGAGCUGUUCCUGUACUUCACAGUCAACCCCAAGCCUUCCAUCAGCUUCCUGGACGUGCCCCGCUGCUGCCUGACUGGCAAGGAACAAGUCGUGUCUCGCUUCUGUCAGAUUGAGUCACGAUGGGGAUACAGUGGAACAAGUGACCGGAUACGAUUCAUGGUGAACAGACGUAUAUUUGUCGUUGGGUUUGGGUUGUAUGGCAGUAUUCAUGGACCAACAGAAUACAACGUCAACAUUCAGAUUAUCCACACCGACACAAGCAAGGUGAUGGGGUCCAAUGACACCAGCUUCCAGUGUGAUGGCUCAACAUCCACAUUCAGGGUGAUGUUCAAGGAGCCAGUGGAGAUCCUGCCCAACUCCAGCUACAUCGCCUGUGCUACACUCAAGGGUCCAGACUCGUACUAUGGGUCCAAAGGAUUACGCAAAGUGACCCAUGAAUCUGUCUCCAGUGGGAAAGUAACCUUCCAGUUCACAUACGCGGCCGGCAACAACAACGGCACCUCUGUUGAAGAUGGGCAGAUCCCCGAGAUUAUCUUCUACACGUAGAACACAUAUACAUGUAUUCUAGGGCUGCAACCAUUCACAACUCGCAGUGCCACGAACUAUUGUGCCUCAAUAGAAGUACAACACAAACCGAUACCUGAUAUACACAGCAUUUAUUAUGUGGUAUGCAAAUGAUUUGUAAAAUACAAUUUUCGGGUGGGUUUGUGAAUAGCACUCCCAACAUGCCCAAGCCAUUGUUAGUUUAGUUGACCCAAGUUUACAAAAUAUGUUUUAGUUAAGUUUUGAAACAUUUUCAUUGAUUAUGGAAAACAGACCUGCAAGAGUACAUGUCGUGACUCCAUAAUGAAGAUGCAUAUCGUGUCGCCAUAGACGUGGAUGGUUACAGCCCCGAUGUUUCACUGUCUCCUGAUGGAAGCCAAAAUAUGUACCAUGCACUGUGAUGAUUACACGACCAGGUCCUCAGUGGAUCAAUUGCUUGUUGCUGUGCAUGUUUACCAACAUUCUUAUGUCUGACUCGGUCAUCACUCAGUAGAAUUUCUCUCUGCUCCCUAAUCUUGAGAAUGUACAAAUGCCUCAUAUCUUCAGUGAUUAAGUAGUUUUACAAUCACUUAUGUACAAAUACUCGUCAAUGUUAUGAAGUUGUAGGCUUACCAGUUAUACUCAAUGUUUCAUAGGCAAAUGAAUGUAUUUCCUCUUACACUGAUACCAAGGUUAGAACACUUUUCUGAAAGUCUCAUUCCUGUGAAUAGUAUGUGCUCUAUCUGUCCAACUUUAUACUUGUUUCAAGCGGUGCGGAUCUUGGAUUGUCUAUGAUAGAUAUGCAUGCAAACUGGCAGACAACUUGAACUGUCAGAAACUGAAGCUGAUGUAUAGAUAGCAUCUCGUUUAUCACUGCCCUUUAUAUUCUCACUUCUAAUUCUAGUCAACCUUCACAGUGUUUGUCAUCUUUACAGCUAUCAAUGAUAGCAAGGUCUGCCAAAGGUGAAACCUCUGCAGUAGAGCCCUUGCUGGAAUACGCAUUUACUGCUUCCUGUUCAAUGUGGUAGCUAUGGCAACAGGAAAACUGAACGAUCAAAUCUUGCUGUAACAGUAUUAGUGUGGUGAAUGUUCCUGAGUUUGUUGCAGUCAUUGUCCGGCAUAGCUGCCUUUUACAAAUAACCUGUCAGGGUGAAUCUAUAAUAAUAGCAAGGAGGAAAGGAUCCCUAAAAUCAAUAUAAAAAAAGACAUGUUUGUAACAGUGAAACACGGUAAAUACAGAAAGUUUUCGGUUUCCUCUUAUAUCAUCCCGAUAACAUUACCGUUAUAUAUCUAUGUGCAUAUUUAAAAAAUUACAAAAGUAAUUUCCAAGGAUGAAAAGGGUUUCACUAUGUAUUAAAGACCUAACUAAUACAAACUGUUGGUUGUUCAGUGCAUGUUCCUUGAUGGUUGCUGGUGCUUUGUUUAGUACAUGUUAUAUGAUGUGUUUCAUCCAGUGAUUGGACGACCCCUUGCUGUUCCGAGUACAAAGUCUGGCCUCUAUUAUUAAUGCUACUAUGACUGCACUGUGAUACUGCAAAGGGUUAUGUAUGUCGAGCCUUGUCCAUAGUUCAUUGAAACACAAAGCAAGAGUUGAAGUCCACACAGUUCAAAUAGUCACACGUUAUUUCAGUUGAAAAAGGUUUUGUUCACUCUGAACAUUGACUCAAAUUGUUUUAUGUACAUGUAUGUGUUUUCUCCUGCUAGUGCAAGUUGUACGGAUGACACAUACAUUUUGAACAAUAGAUAUAACUUUAUAUAUUGAGAUUUAGUAUUUUGAGUUUUGUAUUGCUGUAGGUGCAGUAUUUUUUAGGUUAUUAUAACAUUGUUUUCCUCCUGAUGGCAGUGGUUUGUUGAUUGUCAUCCUUGCAUUGCAUGUUAUCCUGUAAGAAACAAUGAAAACAGGAUCCCUGGUUCAAGUUCUCAUGUUGUAAUGGCGCUGGCGCCGUUCCAUCUUUGACAUUGUGCUGCAUGUCACUCGUAGGUAAGACUAUACCUAGGAUCGGCUGUCUCAUCAGCUCAUAGGCUUUUCCACCUGCAACAGUAACAGGUUUUGUACAAGGACAAAUAAGAAUUUUUCAAAAUGUUAAAUUUGAUAAAAAAUUGUCAUUGCUUCAAAAUCUCAAGAAAACUCACAAGCCGUUUGAUCAUAGGGAAAGAGGGAUGAAGACAUAGAUUCCCUUGUGAUGAGGGAUUGUCACACCCUGUUUAUUUACCUUUAGGAAAAUUGAAGUUGAAUUUUUUCUUUCCUAUCUCUAGCUUCCAUCUUCAAGUUGACGCCAAAAUAUUGACUUGUAGUUACAUUAUAGAGAUAAUGGGACACAAUUACUAUUUUUUCUGUCAGUUUUUUAAAUGGAAUGAAAAAAUGCUUUUACAGAUUUUGUCUACAGAAUUUACAUGUAUAUUUGAAAUGAAUAUUUAUUAAUGUGUUGCGCUACCACUUGCAUAAAUAAAAAUGAUAAAAUGGAAA
Haliotis rufescens (red abalone) is the source of this 4357-nucleotide messenger RNA. Its product is annotated as BTB/POZ domain-containing protein 1-like. Gene Ontology annotation, cellular component: cytosol; P-body. The record is from RefSeq and is a predicted model, not a curated record. The transcript has 5 exons. The coding region runs from base 154 to 1914 and encodes 586 amino acids. Gene Ontology annotation, molecular function: protein binding. NCBI's taxonomy places the organism in Eukaryota, Metazoa, Mollusca, Gastropoda, Lepetellida, Haliotidae. Gene Ontology annotation, biological process: neurogenesis.